AUGAAAACGAUCAUGACAGACGAAAUCCGUACAAUUCGCACGAAUUUAAUCCACCACAUUAAAAAUCAAAAUGUUCAUGUCAUUCAAGAAUAUCUUUCGGAAUUGAUUUCCAACCCAUCCAAUAUGAAUUGGGAAUUAAUUGUAAUGCCAGAAAUUGUUUCUCAAACACACAAGAAGAAUAACUAUGAAUUCCAAACGGAAGUACCAUUAUUGUGGACAGCAUGUGAAACGCAAAAUUUGGAAAUUGUUCAAUUAUUAAUCGAUACAUUGCAGAAAUCACAAUUUUCUCUUGAAACAUUCCUUAAUUAUCAACACAAAUGCACAAUGAAAUUUUUCUAUUGGAAAACUCUUCUUUAUCAUGUGUGUGAAAUUGGAUGCAACUUGGAAAUUGUUAAAUACAUUUUGGAUAAGCCUGAAUUGAAUACUUACCUUGGCCUUUCUGAAGGCAAAUAUGGAAUUCAAGAAUCUCCUUUUUGUGCUUGUGUUAAAAACGGCCAUUUAGAACUUGUGAAACUAUUUGUCGAAUUAGACCCAAUUUUUGCACACCGAGAAUGCUCAGAAUUGUUGGUAAGGGAUCCAAUACAAGAUCCUUAUUAUUUUCCAUUGUGGAUAGCUGCCACAAAUAAUCAAUUUGAAAUUGUGAAAUAUUUAGUGGAUGAAUGUGGAGUGAAUCUUGAUGAAGUUUCUGGAAGCUUAGGUUAUUCGAGCGCGUUAGGAGCUGCUGCUCAUGAGAAAAAUCUUGAAAUUGUUCGAUAUUUAUUGAAACGAGGUGCGAAAGUAGGAAAGGACAUUGUAGAAAAUACUUUCAAUCAAUCUGACAGAAAUCAUUCUCGUCAUGAUGAAAAAGAAUUCACUAUUGUAAAACGUGGUUUUCCUUGUGAUAUGAAUGAUGAACAAGUGAUUGAAGCAAAACAAUUUGUGAGGGAUCAAUGGGAAAUUAUGACCAUAGAAGAAAAUGAAAUGAGGAACAAUUUGUUAAAACUAAUUGAUUUCCCAAAUGAUCGUGAAUAUGAUGGUGUCUCUCCCAAACCUCAACUCAACGAUAUCUCUAUCAUCCUUUUGAAUUCGCAGCAAUUAUGA
Naegleria fowleri is the source of this 1080-nucleotide messenger RNA. RefSeq lists its product as uncharacterized. The record is from RefSeq and is a predicted model, not a curated record. The coding region runs from base 1 to 1080 and encodes 359 amino acids. Gene Ontology annotation, molecular function: protein binding. The transcript has a single exon. NCBI's taxonomy places the organism in Eukaryota, Heterolobosea, Eutetramitea, Acrasida, Naegleriidae.